This is a messenger RNA of Dipodomys ordii (Ord's kangaroo rat), 1204 nucleotides long. RefSeq names its product GINS complex subunit 4 (Sld5 homolog) (gene Gins4). The transcript has 8 exons. Bases 157 to 828 code for a protein of 223 amino acids. Gene Ontology annotation, biological process: double-strand break repair via break-induced replication; DNA-templated DNA replication. The record is from RefSeq and is a predicted model, not a curated record. NCBI's taxonomy places the organism in Eukaryota, Metazoa, Chordata, Mammalia, Rodentia, Heteromyidae. Gene Ontology annotation, cellular component: GINS complex.
AGUUAAAAAAAAAAAAAAGGCUGUCUUGUGCCUUCUCCCAGAGACGUGAUUGGUUAGCGCCGCUGGUGCUCGGUGACGUUGCACUGGAGCGCAAAGUUUGUGAAGGAGCGCGGGAGUUGGAUCGCGGGAAGAGGCAGGUUCCUGGUUUCAGAGACCAUGACAGAGGAACUGGAUUUCAUAGGACAGGACUCAGAUGGGGGCAGUGAGGAGGUGGUCCUAACUCCUGCAGAGCUCAUUGAAAGGCUGGAGCAGGCCUGGAUGAAUGAAAAAUUUGCUCCUGAGCUACUGGAAAACAAGUGUGAAAUUGUAGAAUGUGUUAUAGAACAGCUGGAUCACAUGGAAGAAAAUCUCAAAAGAGCCAAAAAGGGGGAUCUGAAGGUCAGUAUCCAUCGAAUGGAGAUGGAGAGGAUCCGCUUUGUCCUCAGCAGCUACUUGCGGUGUCGACUCAUGAAGAUAGAGAAGUUUUUCCCUCACAUCCUAGAGAAAGAGAAGACGCGCCCUGAAGGGGAACCUUCCAGCCUUUCUCCAGAGGAGUUUGCCUUUGCCAAAGAGUACAUGGCUCACACAGAGACCUACCUUAAAAAUGUCGCCUUAAAGCAUAUGCCUCCCAACUUACAGAAGGUGGACCUCUUGAGGGCAGUUCCCAAACCAGAUCUAGAUUCAUAUGUGUUUCUGAGAGUAAAAGAACGGCAAGAAAAUAUACUAGUAGAACCUGAAACAGAUGAGCAGAGGGACUAUGUGAUUGACUUGGAAGAGGGCUCCCAACACUUGAUCCGAUAUAAAACCAUUGCACCUCUCGUUGCUUCUGGAGCAGUUCAGCUAAUUUAAAAAUAAACAAGUGUGAAGAUAUGGAAUCCCAGAAAACAUAAGAAAGUCUAUGCCACUUUAUGCCUAAGAACAGUAAGGAGAUGUUGCUCCUGACAACAGGCUUAUCUCCCAAUGCUAUGGGCCACUAGGAAUGAAGGCAGGAAUGCUACACUGCCAUCUCAGCCAGCAUCAGCAGGUGGGGCCAUUGCUCUGCUUGUUCUGAAUAUGAGGCAAAUAAAUAAGACUGUACAUCUUUUCAAAAUUAAGCAAAAAUUAUUUUUUUAAAUUACUGUUAUUGUAAAGGUGAUAUAGAAUAGUUACAUAAGUCUUGUAAUGCAUUACCCCUUCCCUUUCUCUCCCUGAGUUUUCCCCUCUUGUCCUUACCCACAUUUUUGCU